AUGAAACGGGGACUACGAGCGAGUCUUUGAUUUUCUCCAAGACAAAAAAUAAAACAUCGAAAUAGAAUUGCAUCAUGGUGGGGAACUAGGAAGAUCGAUUAAGGUGGAUUUGUAUCAACCGUUCGAUCUCGCAGUUGUGUUUUCUUGGGUUGCGUUUCCUUUGGGUUUUUCUGCAUAUACCUCAUCUCACGAUCACGUCGACUCAUGAUCCUGGAUAAUCGGACCCGGAGUUCUCUGUUUUUUUCCCUCCUCCCCCUUCUCUCCCCCCGCGACGAUACACAUACAUAUCUGUAUUGUCUUUGUCCAAAAACACACCAGCAUCCGCAACCGAUUGAAAACAACGGGAUGGCGAAACCAACAUGGCAAAUAUCCGGGGCUUUUUUUCUUUCUUAUGUACGUCGAGGAUGACUUACAUCGGGAUGCAAUAUGCGCAAAUGGUCGACGAAACGAGCGGGGUUUUCCGGUGGUUUUCGAGGCGCACAUUUCGACAUCGGCGCGUUGUUGCCUUUCCGGCUAUGGACGGCAUCCUUCCCCCCCUCUCUCCCUCUAUAUCUCCCUCUCGCAACGGCAUGGCAGCAUGGAAUGGUUCGGUUCGGUUCGGUUGGUUCAUCAUGCGGCACGGUGUUUGCGAUCUCCCAGGAAACGGACAUCUGACUUUGUUGUUGUGGUUUUGCCUGUCCAUCUCCUGUACAUUUUCUCUAUUCCAUCCCAUCCAUCCAUUCCGUUUUUGGUGCGGUCCUUCCCUGUUUCUAUUGCUAUCCUGCUCGCCUCGCUUUCCUUGCCUUCUUCCAACGAACUUGCCGGUGUCGGUGCGGUUUGGACGGCUUUCGGGAUACGAUACUAUAGUUUGCAAGAUUGCGAUGCGAUGCGAUGCGCCUGGAUCUGGACUGGAUCUCCGAAAUCGGGAUGGUCGGAAUCGGAUGGAUGCGAUAUUCUCGGAGUUUGUUUUCCCCUUUCCGUCGGUUGAUUUCGGUGUGUAUGUGGUUCGGUCUGGACGGAUGUGCGGCAUUGACGAGCGUGUUUUACUUAUGGUUGGUUCGCGGGGUGUUGCAUUGGUCGGAUGCGUCUGGUGUGUGUGUGUGUGUGUGUGUUGUGUGUUUCUGGGAUAUUUCGGUGUUCGAUAUUGGAGAUGGGAUGGGAUGGGAUGGGAGAACCUACCGCGCCUUGCCUACCAAUCUGCCUGCCUGCCUGCCUGCCUGCCUGUUGCCUGUUGUUGUAUGUCAUAGCCAUGAGGGAUAGCAAUGCAUAGCGCGCUUUUCCAAUCUUCAAUGUUGGGGACUAACACUGUGUGACGUGAAAUGUGUCGUGGAUAUCUGAUCGUUCAUCGCAUCUCUAGUCGCGCCGGCCCAUGUAAUUAUGCACUUUCGGUCGAGCUCCUUCCUCAAGGUAGCAUUUUCAUCGCGUGGUCUUCGGGUACCUCCCAAUAGUUUCAUCUUCCUUGGAUCUCCUGCACAAGAUUUUAUCGAUCAGCCAACCUCGUCCAGAAUCCUGCUUCCAAUGGC
Eremomyces bilateralis CBS 781.70 is the source of this 1502-nucleotide messenger RNA. RefSeq lists its product as uncharacterized. The coding region runs from base 360 to 1226 and encodes 288 amino acids. The record is from RefSeq and is a predicted model, not a curated record. The transcript has 2 exons. Lineage: Eukaryota; Fungi; Ascomycota; Dothideomycetes; Eremomycetales; Eremomycetaceae.